Penicillium hordei is the source of this 1449-nucleotide messenger RNA. RefSeq names its product MFS transporter. The transcript is spliced from 7 exons. Gene Ontology annotation, biological process: transmembrane transport. Gene Ontology annotation, molecular function: transmembrane transporter activity. The record is from RefSeq and is a predicted model, not a curated record. Bases 1 to 1449 code for a protein of 482 amino acids. Lineage: Eukaryota; Fungi; Ascomycota; Eurotiomycetes; Eurotiales; Aspergillaceae.
AUGGCCUCCGGCACUGAGGAAGAUACAUUGAAUAGGGAGGAGAAUGGCUCUGACUCGGAUCAUCUUUCAAAGGAACCGAUCGCGGUGCCUGCACUGGACUGGGAUGGGCCCACCGAUCCAAACAACCCGCGCAACUUCUCUACGCCCAAGAAAGUGUUCAUCACUGCCUGCUUGGCCUCGCUAGUAUGCAUCGCUACCUUCGGCUCGUCCGUGAUGAGUCCUGCUAGUGGCCAGCUCAUCCACGAGUUUGGUAUAUCCAAAGAGGUAUCGGUUCUAGCAACGGCUCUGUACGUUCUAGGGUUUGCAUUUGGGCCCUUAAUAUUUGGCCCAGCUUCGGAGGUUCUGGGCCGAAAAUAUCCACUAAGCGUCGGCGUCUUCCUGUUCGGUAUUUUCAGUAUCCCAAUCGCCGUUGCUAAGAAUGUCGCCACCAUAUUCGUCUGUCGCUUCCUCUGCGGGACCUUCGCGGCUGCCCCGCUGGCUAUUGCUGGGGGCGGUCUCGCCGAUCUCUGGGAACCCCUCUCGCGGGGUAUUGCCGUGGCUGGCUUUGCUAGUGCUACAUUUCUGGGACCCGUGCUAGGUCCUAUUGUGGGCGGCUUCGUCACCAAGUCACAUUUGGGAUGGCGGUGGACGCAGUGGCUUUGUGUCAUUUUCUCUCUCGUCUUUCUUGCCAUUUACUUCGUCUGCUGUCCUGAAACGUACAGCCCUGUCGUCCUCGCUCGAUUGGCAAAGAAGAGAGGAUAUGUGCCCCCGGGGGGCAAGGUCGACUUCAAGCAGCUCGCCAGAGUCUAUAUGCUAAGGCCAUUCAUCAUGCUCGUACAGGAGCCUAUCUUAGCUCUGUUAACGCUGUACAUGGGAUUCAUUUACGGUUUCUUGUAUCUCUGCUUCGAGGCAUUCCCCAUCGCCUUUGAGGAACAUCGUGGCUGGGAUAUCGGUACCGGGUCUCUCCCCUUUCUCUCCAUCACGGUUGGUGUGCUCAUUGGCGUUGUCAUCAUUAUCGUCCAUACUAUGACCCGUAUGCGGAGAAAGUUAGAGACAGUGGGAGAUGCACCAGAAGAGCGUCUUGUGCCCAUGAUGAUUGGCAGUAUUUUGAUGCCUGCAGGCAUAUUUUGGUUUGCCUGGACUUCUAAUACCUCCAUACCCUGGGCUCCACAGGUGGUAUCUGGGGUAUUUAUCGGUUGUGGGAUUCUCUUGAUUUUCUUACAGGGCAUGAACUAUAUCAUCGACGUCUACAAGGUAAUGGCCAACUCGGCAAUUUCGAUCAACGCCAUGUUCCGGGGUCUCCUAGGUGCCGGUUUCCCUUUAUUUGCCUCAUAUAUGUUUGAUAACCUUGGUGUACCAUGGGCUAUGUCUUUGCUGGGAUUUCUGUGUGUCGCUCUAGUUCCUGUCCCAUUUUUAUUCUUCAUUUAUGGAGAGAGAAUUCGGAAGUGGAGCAAGUUUACAGCUCAUUAG